GGAUGUUGAUUUUUUACUCCUUAUUAUCAUCACCGCUUCUCAGACUUUAGAAACUUUAUCCACAUAAUCAAAAAUCUUUAACUUCCUACCAGAAUAUCUCCAAGAUAAAAAUGCUUUCCAAGAAUAUUAUUUCUCUCCUCAUCGGAGCAGCAAGCUUUGUGCAAACUUCUCCUGUGCCAGAUACCUUGAACGAGAAACGCACUUGCGGAACCCAACUCUUCCCAAAUCAACUCGUGCAACUCUCGCAGGCAAAUCCCAAUACCGCGUAUCCAAACACAUGGAACACAGACAAAUCCGUUAAGAUCAGUCAAGAUAUUGAUGGCAAUGGUAUGAUAUUUUCCUUGAUGAUACCACCACUCCAAACUAACCUGCUCCUAGGCAACCCCACCAAUCAAUUCUGGGAACUAAUUUCCUUCCCCGCGCUCCCAGCCGGAUCUUACGGCUGUUCACUCACCCUGACCUUCCCUUCCGAUUACUCACCGACUAUUACCGGUGUAUCCCCAGCCCUCAAUGUCUACGCCGUCUCUACACCUCUUCCCGAUAGCCGAACAUUCAACAACAUCAGUCCUAAAAUCACUCCUAGCAUUUUUGGCACUGUUACUCCUGCCAGUGGACAGAGUGUUGUGAUUAAUUCUGGGAACUGCAAUGGUGGUAGUGGACAGGGAUUGACUUUUGUGUUUAGAUAUGCGGAUUGGGUUCGUGGACAGGGAAGUGUGAGUUGGAUCGAGUAUGUUAAUGCUUUGAAUGGAGCCGGUGCUAGGGGUGUUUAUUUGAAUUAUAAUUGUUAGAUGAGAGGCGAGGGACAGAGAGACGGAAAGAAUGGUGCGUUUGGAGUAUUAUUGUUAGUCUUGAAAAGAGGGACUAAGGGAGUGGCUAGUAGAAAGAUAUUGGAGUUGGAUGGAUAGGAA
This is a messenger RNA of Sclerotinia trifoliorum, 908 nucleotides long. The record is from the annotation of a GenBank genome assembly. Lineage: Eukaryota; Fungi; Ascomycota; Leotiomycetes; Helotiales; Sclerotiniaceae.